Molecule: messenger RNA, 1527 nt
Organism: Eimeria maxima
Lineage: Eukaryota; Apicomplexa; Conoidasida; Eucoccidiorida; Eimeriidae
Product: glycan synthetase, putative
Exons: 9
Coding region: 1-1527 (508 amino acids)
Biological process (GO): carbohydrate metabolic process
Molecular function (GO): cation binding; glycosyltransferase activity
Source: RefSeq, a predicted model, not a curated record
AUGCACUCUACUGAAUUUGGCCGUUGCGGCAACAACAACUAUGGAGGCGUAUCGAAGCGCAUUCGAGACAUCGAGGCUGAGGCGUGUCACCUAGCUGACCGCGUGAUAUGCGUAAGCGGAGUGCUGGCAGAGGAAGUGAGGGCUCAGUACGGAGUACACCCAGCUAAAAUGACUGUCAUUUACAACGGCAUUAACUGCAACAAGUUCGAUGGCGAGGUAGACCCUGGGGCAGUCAAGCAUACAUACGGGGUGGGGGCCCUUGACCCCAUGUUCUUGUUCGUGGGCCGAAUGGUCGUUCAGAAGGGCCCCGACCUUCUGCUGGAGGCAGUUCCAUUCAUCCACAAGUUCAGAGGGGAUGCCAAGUUCGUCUUCGUGGGGGACGGUCACAUGAUGGAGAGCCUUAAGGGACGCGCAGCUCAACUUGGCGUCACCCACUCUGUGCGGUUUGUGGGGAAGAUGGGCGGCGGGGCUUUGCAUGCGCUCUUCAAGUCCUGCGACGCUGUGGUGGUGCCUUCAAGAAACGAGCCCUUUGGCAUAGUCGUUCUUGAAGCGUGGAGUGCCUCGAAACCUGUCGUUGCAACGAACAGCGGGGGGCCCAGGGACUUUGUCAAUCCAAACAUCACGGGUGUUCUUGUGGACCCCACCCCUGGGAGUAUCGCCUGGGGCUGUUGCGAGAUCCUGAAAAACUUUGAGCAUGCGCGGUGGAUGGGUUCUCGAGGUCGCGUGACGGCGGCCUUCAGCUUCAGCUGGGAUUCUAUAGCGCAGCAGACCCGGGAGAUCUACUACGAGCAGUGCAAUAAACACGACACCCCUCCCAACUGGAGCUACAGUAGCGAAGGGGACGACACACUUGCAUUUGCCCUUAUAGGCCCGGCGAUGUAUGAGCACAUGUCCGUGGAGGACUGCGACCCGCACGUGCUCAGCGGCUUGGCGCUGUGGCGGUUGUAUCGCUUGCUUGGGUCGGGCUUGGCUGACGGGCGCAUGAACUUCAUGGGGAACGAGUUCGCGCAUCCUGACGGCCUAGACCUUCCGCGUCCUGCGAACCAUUUUUCUAUGGCAAAGGCCUUCCGGCGGUGGAACCUCGCGGACAGCCCAGCCCUUAAAUUCACCCAGUGCGAGUCAGCCGCCCAUCUGUACGUCGUCAAGUGCGAUGAGGAAGCCCAAGUGGUUGUCCUAGAGCGGGGACCAUGCCUGUUUGCAUUCAACUUCCACCCCCACAACAGUUAUGAAGGCUUCCAUGUGGGGUGUAUGUACAACGAGCCUAUGCGGCUGUUCCUGGACAGCGAUGAAAGGCGGUUUGGGGGGUUUGGGCGCCUCGCCCCAAGAACACAGCAUCCAGCGACAGAGGCCAAGGAUAGCCGGCCGCACUCUGUCCGCAUUUACCUCCCUUCCAGCACCUGUGCCGUCUACGUACGCGAGUCUGUUUACUGCGAGAAGCAGCCCUUCAUUGUGGCCACCUCGGUACUUCAAAUGGAUCUGGAGGCGUACGUUGACUACCGCAAAGUGGAUGGAAGUUUGAAGAACUGA